Camellia sinensis is the source of this 2353-nucleotide messenger RNA. Its product is annotated as ARM repeat superfamily protein. NCBI's taxonomy places the organism in Eukaryota, Viridiplantae, Streptophyta, Magnoliopsida, Ericales, Theaceae. The record is from RefSeq and is a predicted model, not a curated record.
AUUUGAUAUUUUCUCCAUUUUCUUUCCACUUCUCAGCAUCCAAACAGACUGAAAAAUUGGGAAAAUUGCGGGAAAGUGUAAAAUCAGAAGCAUCUUAGCUAACCUUUCGCAACCAAUCCUAAACGGCAAAUUGCAUCGCAUAAUCACAGCUUAUUCAUGUCGAUACAAUCAGAAUCAGCCAUUGAUGAACAACAACAACAACAAGAAGAAGGAGAAGAUGGAAACCACGAACCAGCUCACCACCCUACCGCCCCUUCUGAUGAGUUUUUUGACAUCUCAACAACAGUUGAUCCUAGUUAUAUAAUAUCCUUAAUACGGAAACUUCUACCACCAGAUGGCAGGAAUGGUAAUAAAUCUCCUGAAGUUGAUGCUUAUGAUGCAUCUUCUCAAGGAUCAAAAGCUGAUGGAAGGGAUGAAAGUGGGGUCUUGCUGUCCCGGAAUGGUGUUCUGAAUGAUCAAUGCAAUGAAAUUGAGGCGAUGGAAACUGCUGAACUUACUGAUCAUGAUGGAGGAGAUGAUGGAUUACAUGAAAAACAGGGUGGAUCAGUGGGAGAACAUGCUUGGGAAGAGUGUGGAUGUGUUUUGUGGGACCUUGCAGCUAGUAAAACACAUGCCGAUUUCAUGGUGCAAAACCUUGUCCUUGAAGUGCUUUUGGAAAAUCUAAUGGUUCCUCAACCUGCUCGUGUCACAGAAAUUAUCCUCGGAAUAAUUGGAAACCUUGCAUGCCAUGAGGUGCCUCGCAAACACAUAGCCUCUACAGAUGGACUGAUUGAAGUAAUUGUUGAUCAGUUGUUUUUAGAUGAUACCCCUUGCCUAUGUGAAGCUUACCGGGUAUUAACUUUGGGACUUCAAGGUAGUGGAUGUGUUACUUGGGCUAAAACAUUGCAUCCGGAAAAUAUUCUAUCCCGUGUUUUAUGGGUUGCAGAAAACACCUUAAAUCCACAGCUUAUAGAAAAGAGUGUGGGGCUACUGUUAGCCAUCUUAGAAAGUGAGCAGGAGGUUGUUGCUACUCUACUUCCAAGUUUGAUGCAGUUGGGUCUUCCAAGUCUUCUGAUUAAUCUCUUAACUUUUGAGACAAGCAAAUUAUCAGGAGAAAGAGUACCUGAAAGGUACUGUGUUCUUGAUAUAAUUCUUCGGUCAAUUGAAGCUCUCUCUGUCAUUGAUGAUUACUCACAAGAAGUCAGUUCUAACAAGGAACUUUUUCAACUACUCAUUGACCUGGUCAAAUUCCCUGACAAAAUUGAGGUUGCCAACUCUUGUGUUACUGCUGCUGUUCUAAUUGCUAAUAUACUUACUGAUGUAGCUGAUCUAGCAUUGGAGAUAUCACCAGACUUGUCUUUCUUACAGGGCCUGUUUGAUGUAUUUCCUUUUGCUUCGGAUGAUAUUGAAGCGAGAAGUGCACUUUGGAGCAUUAUUGGAAGACUAUUGGUUCAAGUUCAAGAAAGUCAGAUGAGUUUAUCAACACUGCAUCAGUAUGUUUCAGUUUUUGUUAGCAAAUCAGAGCUCAUUGAAGAUGAGCUCCUUGACCAACAGUUAGACAACUGCAAGGACAGUGCAAAAUUAAGUGCUAGAGCUACAGCUCUGAGAAAGAUUAUCAAUAUUUUAAGCUGUUGGACUAACUCAAAGGGUUCUAUUGAGGAAAGCAAUAUCAUGGGGGAUAGUCAUGUACAAGAAGGGAUGGUAGAUGGAUUGUUGGAAUGCUGUCGCAAAUAUACUCAACCUAAUGCAGGAUCAUGAAUCAUUGAUUGAUCUCAUCCUCUAAAUGUCUCCCCGCCACCUCACUAUCAUCAUUAUAUACUGCUUUCUGAAUGUGUUGCCUUGAACUUUAUUUGAGCUUUCGAGUACUUUGCUCUCUGGAACAUAAAGCUGAAAUCAUUUGAGUGAAUUGGCUGGUUCCUUGAGAAAGGUGUACUUAUUUUCCAGGACUACAUUGUAAGAAGCCGUUCUCAUGUUUUCUUCCAGUUUCAAAAUCUUGAAUCAUAGAAGUGUGACAUGUGAUUCGCAUGAAGCAGGCCCAAUUAAAGGAUCAUUAAGUGUAUCUUUACAUGUAAUGGCUGCAAGUAUUCAAAGGGGGCAGGUAUGAUGUUAGGGUUUCUGCAUCGAUCUGACCAUACUUAGGUGGAAGUAGCAUCAAAAAUCAUCCAGAGGUUUCAGCAAUAAUGUAAUCAGCUAGGAGGUAGAAAUGUUGAAAUCAGCUUGCAUGCUUCGAUUCUGAUAGGUCAGUUGUGUCAUCGUUUACAUAUUGAUGGUGGCCUCACUCAUGUUGUGGAAUGCUGCAGUAAUGUAAUUGAGGCGAAUAUUAGAUGAUAUGAUAGUUUCACUAUAAUAUAUGAGGUCAUUUUGUAGCUCAUAA